UUUGCUUCUCUGCAUGACCAGGUCUGCCUGGCACCAGCACCCCAAAACCCUCUCAGUUUAGGACAGAUCCUGUGGAAACGCAAGAGCAUCCUUCUGUUUAAUUUCUUGUGGGGCUUCAUUUCCAGCUGAUAUGCAGAAACAUGGACAAAAAUAAAGCAGCAGUAGUGAAGAGAUUGCCCUAUCGCUGUAUGACAGCAUAGUGACUAAAUCACUCAGGAGGAAAAUGAGAACUGCCUGCACGUUCUGGAGGACGUUACUUACUCCACAUGACCUGUGAAAUACUCCCAGUACCUUAGCCAAGCUUAAAGGCAACAGAAGGCAAACUCACGACUUAGUAAGGACUAAAAUCCGCAGCUAUAUUCUACCAAGAAAUAAGCAUCCACGGGGGAGGAAGAAUCCCUGCCUUGCAGACAAGACUCCUGCAACGCUUGAGUGUUUGUUAAAUAAAGCAGUAACCAGGAGUGAAGGGAAAAUAUUAGAUCAUGUCAGAGUUCUGGCUAAUUUCUGCCCCAGGAGAUAAAACAAAUCUGCAGGCAUGGGAGAGGAUGAACAUGGUGACGUCUAAAUCCAACCUGUCCAGCAACAGCAAAUUCCAUAUUCCGGACUUAAAGGUGGGGACACUGGAUGCGCUUGUUGGUCUGUCAGAUGAGUUGGGAAAACUUGAUAGCUUUGCUGAAAGCGUAAUAAAGAAAAUAGCCCAGUACAUAGGAGAAGUUAUGGAGGACUCAAAAGAUAAAGUGCAGGAAAAUCUUCUGGCCAAUGGAGUUGACCUAAUUAGCUACCUGACACGGUUUGAGUGGGACAUGGCCAAAUAUCCCAUAAAGCAGCCGCUGAAGAAUAUAUCAGAAGCAUUAGCAAAGCAAGUGACACAGAUAGAAGCAGACCUAAAGACCCGAUCAGCAGCAUACAAUAACAUUAAAGGAAAUUUGCAGAACCUGGAGAAAAAAACUGUGGGAAAUCUGCUGACUCGGACCCUAGCAGACAUUGUGCAUAAAGAAGACUUUGUUCUGAACUCCGAGUAUCUUAUCACGCUGCUCGUCGUGGUACCAAAGUCAAGCUACGUACAGUGGCAGAAAACCUAUGAAUCCCUCUCCGAUAUGGUAGUACCUCGCUCCACCAAAAUGAUUGCUGAGGAUGCAGAGGGAGGACUCUUCACUGUGACCCUAUUUAGAAAAGUGAUGGAUGACUUCAAGGCCAAAGCCAGGGAAAACAGGUUCAUGGUUCGAGAGUUUUAUUUUGACGAGAAGGAACUGAAAUGUGAAAAGGAAGAGCUGAUGAAAUUAGCUUCUGAUAAGAAACAACAAUAUGGCCCAUUGCUGCGCUGGCUGAAAGUGAACUUCAGUGAAGCAUUUGUAGCCUGGAUCCAUGUGAAAGCCUUGAGGGUUUUUGUUGAAUCUGUCCUGAGGUAUGGCCUCCCCGUGAAUUUCCAAGCAAUGCUGCUGCAGCCAAACAAGAAGUCUGUAAAGCGGCUGAGAGAUGUCCUGAAUGUGGUCUUCAAACACCUGGAUGAAGUUGCAGCAGCAAGUAUAAUGGAUCCUGGCAUGGACAUCCCUGGUUUACAGCUGAGUAACCAAGAAUACUAUCCUUAUGUCUACUUUAAAGUGGACCUCAGUCUUCUUGACAGCAGCUAAAGAAAAAUGGCUCGAGCUUCAUCUAUUUUUCAACCCUAAUGUUGCUGUAAAACAAUCUUUAGGUACUGAAAUUCAAAUGCAGAUGCUGUAGCAGGGUAAUUGUAUAAGAUCUUCCCACCUUUUGCAGUAAUUUUUAGUGACUUCAAUAUGAGUAUCUCAUAGUUUUACAAAAACAUAUUUCAGAGGCAGGAGGUACUAUAGUAGUAUUUAUUAUUUUUGGUAAGUUACAAAGAUGGAAUAUCUACUGGACUUGAAAUAAAGCAAUUUAAAAAGUGUGGUGGCUAAUGGAUCUACCAGGUGUAUACAGACCUGAUCUUCUAAGAAAGCAAACUUAAAAAAGGAAAAAACACAAAACCAAACAAACAGAAAACCUAAAAAGCAUCAGAACAAACCUCAAAGUUUAUUUUUUUCAAAAAUAAAAGCUUAAGAAGAAAGAUCCUCAGAAUUGCUGUGGAAAUUACUGUAGAAUGAGUUCUAGUCCCAAGUACUCUUCAGUUUAGUUUUUGCCAGGACCUUUUAGUUAGAACUCAUGUGCUGGGAUGGCUCAGAGUUGAGAACAUUUUCUGCACUGAAUACAGAAAAUUACUGUUGGCCACCGUUGAGUCUUACACUGUCUUUCAUCAGGAGGGAGCUCUCCUUACAGGGCCAUCUC
This is a messenger RNA of Melopsittacus undulatus (budgerigar), 2283 nucleotides long. It is a transcript of the gene ATP6V1C2, whose product is annotated as ATPase H+ transporting V1 subunit C2. The coding region runs from base 483 to 1631 and encodes 382 amino acids. Gene Ontology annotation, biological process: proton transmembrane transport. The record is from RefSeq and is a predicted model, not a curated record. Gene Ontology annotation, molecular function: proton-transporting ATPase activity, rotational mechanism. Lineage: Eukaryota; Metazoa; Chordata; Aves; Psittaciformes; Psittaculidae. The transcript has 13 exons. Gene Ontology annotation, cellular component: lysosomal membrane; vacuolar proton-transporting V-type ATPase, V1 domain.